AUGUGACCCGAGCAAGGUGUUUUCACGCUGACAUGAGCGCUUGACAUGAGCGCGCGGAGAGCAGAGGGCUCUCAGAGGUCAGAGCUCAGAGUGCAGGCGGACCGCAGAGAGACACGCUCGCUCAGUUCAUCUACAGGAGGAUGGAGGUGGAGAACCGACCCAACGGAUUUGACUUCUCCAAACGGGACAAAUUACUGAGCAGCAGCGGUUUUUAUGAAGAGAACUCCCUCCAGGAUGACACAGAGGACGGGGGUGAGCGCUGGUGUCUGAUCUGUGGUGACCGGGCAUCCGGACUGCACUAUGGCAUCAUUUCCUGUGAGGGGUGUAAGGGCUUCUUCAAACGCAGUAUUUGCAACAAGCGCAUCUACCGUUGCAACAGGGACAAGAACUGCCAGAUGUCCCGCAAGCAACGCAACCGCUGUCAGUACUGCAGACUGCAGAAAUGCCUUCAGAUGGGAAUGAACCGCAAGGCAAUCAGAGAGGAUGGGAUGCCAGGAGGGAGGAAUAAAAUGAUUGGACCUGUUCAGAUCUCACUGGAGGAGAUCGAACGAAUUAUGUCUGGCCAGGAGUUUAAAGAAGGAGCUGAACUAUCAGAUACAUGGAGCCACGGCUACAGUAACCACAGUUCACCUGGCAACAGUAUCUCCGAGGGCGGUCAGACCUUAUCUUUCUCCGCGCUGUCAACCAGCCGUUCUGUGGAUAUGAGCACAUACUCUGUGUCCUGUAGAGAUCAAUGCAGCAGUCCUCAGCUAACCCACUCUUUCCUGUUGUGUAAAUAUCCUUUGCCGCCCCCUACUGGCCGCAGCCUGAAGACGCAAUCGGACACAUUCUCGGCCCAGCUACUCGCUGCUGAAGACCUCGCUCCUCUCACUACACCCAUGGUCAUAGAGGAGGGGUAUAUCGUGACUCAGUCGGAGCUGUUGGCUCUGCUGUGCCGUAUAGCUGAUGAGCUGUUAUUCAGACAGAUCGUCUGGCUGAAGCGUUUACCGUUCUACAGUGAUCUGUCCAUCAAAGACUGCACUUGUUUACUGGGGGCUUCCUGGCAUCAGCUCAUCCUGCUCUCCUUGCUCACAGUGCACAGUGGACAGAUACUGGGAGAAUUAGCCAACAUCACACACCAGUACACACCCUCCGACCUGACACUACAGGGAUUUGGUGAGGAUGCUAUGGAGGUCAUGGAAAGCUUAAAUUUUCUCUUCCGUAAGUUUCAUCAACUAAGCAUCAGCAAUGAGGAGUUUAGCUGCUUAAAGACCAUCACCCUGCUCAAUCAAGAUGUGGCAGGUUUGUGCAACACACCCAUGCUGGAACAGUUAAGUGAACGUUACUGGUCUGUGUGUCGCGACCUGACAGAACAACUUCACCCUCACCGGCCCAAACGCUUCUCUGACAUCAUCACCUGCCUUUCUGAGAUACGCCACACUUCAGGUAAGAUGAUGGCCGUUCCCCUGGAGCAGCUCCCGCUGCUGUUUAAGGCAGUACUGUACUCCUGCACAACCAAUCAAAACCCCUGGCUAGCCAACAGCUCCGCCUCCAGGACAUAAGCCAUGGCUCCAGCUAGCUGUUUUUAUUUCCCCCCCAAUGUAUUUAUUACAUGACAAAGUUGAAUGUAAAACAGAUUUGUGUGUGAUUUCGAUCUGUAGCAAAUGUAGCAAAUUACCAAAUUAGAUUUCAAGACGCCUGCAAAGAUUACCUCAGGAACAUAACCUUUGAAGGAAAGACUUCUGAAUUAUCAAGUGAAAUUGAACAAAACCAUUGUGUUAAUGAUCAAAAUGAAUAUGAAGAACCGCAAAUGAACGCAUUGCAAUCCUUUGUUGAAUUAUGCAGCCACUAGCCAUGAUAUAAAAUGUCCUUGUGUUACAGGAUGUCACUGAUAAAAUAUGCCUGUUGAUGUUGAAAUAAUGAAGAUGCCAAGUGCUGCAUUUCAGUCGAAUAACAAUGUUUCUUAUUCAAAUGGUAGCUACGUUUUGAGCUAUAGAGAUUUCAAAUGUUAGCUAGUUGAAAUGAUUGACAUUUAGACCAUCCUCAGCUUACAAGCUUAGUUCUGUUGUUGAGUACCAAAGUUGAGUGUGCCACAACAUACAUGCUGUUGACCAUCGUUUCUUUUGGAUGGAGACUUCCGGUAAUGUUUGAGCCAGUCGCCGGGGUAACGAAAUGCAAUAAGCACACUCUUUAGCCCAGGUGUGUGUGUAUGUGUGUGUUACAUGUGUGAUUUCCUCUCACACGUGUCUUCAAGGAAGUGUGAAUGUUUGAACAGGGUUUAUGUGUUUGUAUUUUGGCGUAGUUGUAGUUUUGUUGGAAAUGUUAUUCCUCAUUUCAGUGUUUUUGGAUCAUUUUUAAUCCUAUUUUUGAACAUGUUUAUAUGUGUUUUAACUGUUAAUAAAGGAGCCAUUUCUCAGGAAGGCCUUUAUAUCUGAUGAGGGUUGAGUUUGAUGAAACCUCAUCGAGUUGUGCUGAGGAACAUUCAAGUAUUACGAAACAUUGGAAGAAUUUUAUGUGGUUUUAACCUUCCAUUCCUUUGAAAGUUUACAUUUCUGUUUUUUGCUGCAGCAGCAGACAAUGAGAGGAUAGAGUAUAGCAGCACACUCGCGGAUAGCAUGCGAGGGUCGCUCUGAUAGAUAGCGAAGGCGGGGGGUAAUCAUUUUCUUUGUGUGUGCGAUGUUUCUCUCUCUAUUUUGUUACCAUCUGAGGCCUUGAAGUGCCUCUGUAGUUGAUGGCAUAUGAAGACCAGGCGGCAAAAGGACUGUGUCGCUCAGCUGUCUGCCUUUCUGUUUAUAUUCAUUGUUCAUCUGUUUAGCAUCGUGUUUUUCUUCUGAAUUUGAAUGUUUACAGCAUUAAAAAUAAAAUUGUACUUUUUUUUUUUUUUCAUUUCAUAAAGAAGGCCUGAAAAAACAUA
This is a messenger RNA of Ctenopharyngodon idella (grass carp), 2893 nucleotides long. It is a transcript of the gene nr6a1b, whose product is annotated as nuclear receptor subfamily 6, group A, member 1b. Gene Ontology annotation, molecular function: zinc ion binding; DNA-binding transcription factor activity; sequence-specific DNA binding. Lineage: Eukaryota; Metazoa; Chordata; Actinopteri; Cypriniformes; Xenocyprididae. The coding region runs from base 141 to 1541 and encodes 466 amino acids. The record is from RefSeq and is a predicted model, not a curated record. Gene Ontology annotation, biological process: regulation of DNA-templated transcription. The transcript is spliced from 10 exons.